This is a messenger RNA of Trichogramma pretiosum, 1683 nucleotides long. Its product is annotated as pyrimidine-specific ribonucleoside hydrolase RihA-like. Bases 493 to 1512 code for a protein of 339 amino acids. The transcript has 6 exons. Gene Ontology annotation, molecular function: hydrolase activity, hydrolyzing N-glycosyl compounds. The record is from RefSeq and is a predicted model, not a curated record. NCBI's taxonomy places the organism in Eukaryota, Metazoa, Arthropoda, Insecta, Hymenoptera, Trichogrammatidae.
UAGUGUUUGUUUAUGGUGGCUAUGCCAGCUGUCAGCAAAGUUUUCUUACAUAAAUUUGCGAUCGCCGUAGAUCGCGAUAGGAUCAAUUGACAUUCGAAUUGACUGGAUAUUUAAAUUGAAAUAAUUUAUGUCGCGUCGUAUUUAGCAGUCGGCAUAAGAGCGUUGCUCCCAGCCAUCACCAUCAUCGGGCCUACAUGGUCAAAGCCGGUACAGUAGUGUAGUUCGGAACGCAUAAUAGUGGCUGGACCGAUUGACGCGUGACGAUCUGCCGAAAGUAAUACAAAAGACUGGCAUGACAACAACAACAAUAACAACGACAAUCGCAUCGCUCAUCAAUAAUCUACCAUCAUCUAUCUCAAUUUUAUCAAUUAUUUUAUCGUUUGCUCCGUGUGAGGAGUAUAUCAGUUUAAAUUGCAACUGCGGAUCAUUGGAAUUUUUAUUGAAACUACACUCGCAUCUCUAACUAGGUUGUGAAACAUUGUUAUACGAAUUAUGGCGGAAAAACAGAGUUCCCAGAUAAAAAAUAAGGAGCGUCCAAAAGUAGUGGUUGAUUGCGAUGCAGGAUCGGACGAUGUCUUCGCUCUGGCGAUGCUGAUAGCUGCCCAUAAAUUGGAAAAUAUCGAAUUGCUCGCGAUAACUUGCGUCGAUGGCAACACCAGCGUGGAUAACGUGGUGAAAAAUGUUUUCAGAACGUUGCACGUUUGCGAUGCUUCGAACAUACCUGUCUUUAAAGGAGCCAAUUCAGCACUUUUGAACGUGAAUGAUGAAUAUAAAAACAUUGCUUUCCAUGGAUUGGAUGGAUUAGGUGAUGUUUUUGUGAAUAAGCCUGUUGAUAUCAGGGCCCUCAAGGAAGAACAUGCUGUAUGUGCAUUACACAGAAUAUCAAAUGAAUAUCAUGGACAAGUCACGGUUAUUUGCUUGGGACCUUUAACAAAUAUAGCUCUCACAAUGAAAAUGUACCCACAAUUUGUUAAUUCUGUAGACAAAUUUUUAGUUAUGGGUGGAAAUAAUACAGCUGUUGGAAAUACCACUUCUCAAGCAGAAUUUAAUUUUUAUGCUGAUCCAGAAAGUGUUCAUAUUGUACUGAGCAAUGUAAAAAAAAAUUUAUAUCUUUUACCGUGGGAAACAUGUAUGAGAUCAACAAUUACUCAUGAAUGGAGAAAAACUGUUGUAGGAAAAAUCAACAAUCCUGUUAAUAAUUUUUUGAGUACAAUUGAUGAUGCAAUUUAUGAUCAAGACAAGAAAAUUAAAGUACCUUUCUAUAGGCCUUGUGAUGCUUUUGUGAGUGCAUUUUUCCUUAGACCAGACAUUGCCAAAAGUAUAAAAAUGUAUCAUAUUGACAUUGAGCUCAAUGGUAAAAGAACCAGGGGACAAGUAGUAAUUGAUCAUUUAAUGAUGAAUGAACCAAAUGCUUAUAUCAUUGAAGAGAUCAAUUAUGAACUUUUUAAAGAUUUAAUGAUUUUCACUGCUGAUCCUAAUACAGAAAAAAGUAGAGAACUUUUAAAUUGGUAAUUUAUUUAUUAUAAAAAAAACAAACUGGCAAUUUUUAUUUUUCCUAAAUUUUUAACAAUCAAAGUUAUUUAGGAAUGUAAAAUAAUACUUUUUAACACAAUUUUUUUACAGCAGUUGUUAACUAGUAUAAUCAAAUAAGUAACAUCAAUAAAAUAUAUUAACAUUAUCAUA